Molecule: messenger RNA, 1968 nt
Organism: Ceratitis capitata (Mediterranean fruit fly)
Lineage: Eukaryota; Metazoa; Arthropoda; Insecta; Diptera; Tephritidae
Product: proline-rich extensin-like protein EPR1
Exons: 3
Coding region: 804-1865 (353 amino acids)
Source: RefSeq, a predicted model, not a curated record
UGUGCGCUUUUAGGUUGACUGCAAUUUGACAGCAACAGAAGCGGGAAAGCAACAGUAAUAAGAGUAUUUGUUGUCAUUGAAAAUUUCAAAGUGAAUUUUACCCAGAGUGUACUCGGUGUGAAAAAAAAAGAAUUUAAACGGUAAAGAACUUUUGAACGUUUUUUUUAAUCAAGUAUAAAAACAACAACAACAACGAAACGAAACACAACAGCCAAGUGGCGGUGGUAAAUAAAAUAUAAAUUAUUGUCAAUUUCGCAAUUCACCGUGUGUUUUUCUCACGCUCUCUGCCGAUCGAGAUCUGCUCGCAGCAAAAGUAAAGAAUUCACAUUGUCUUGUGACUCCUUUUCAGCUUUACAGCUCAAUUGCUUGUGCAGCGCCAUUAAUUAUUCACCACGAACAUAUUCGCUCGGCAAGCGUGACGCGUGCGAGGACAACAAAGCGCAUGCGCAAUAAACAUCCUUUAAAACGUGAACGCACGUGUCUGCAAUAGCAAGUAGCGAGCGUGGGCUGUGUGAAACCCGAAGAAGGUCUUGUUGUAGGGAAAAAAUAAAAACAUUGAAAUUGAAAAUUAUUUUAAAAAUUCAUGAAACGUUAAGUGGUACAAGGAACAUACUUACAUACAUACAUACAUGCAUAUAACUGUACUUAUAAAGCAGUGACACAAUAAAUAACAAAUUGUGCGAAUUAAAUAAAUAAACAAAAACCAAGUGUGUGGCAACUCGAGCACGUUAAAUUUGACGAAAUCGAAAGUAAUAAUAAAAAAAACCGUCUGGACUGAAACGUUUAAAGCGCAGCGAGAUAUCAUGGAUGCGAAGAUUCUGAUCGCCCUAAUAAUCACCAUCAACUUUUACACCAUCUGUGGUGCCGCCCUGCGUCGCACACCAAAAGUGUACAAUGCUCUUAUAACAACCGAUGAUAAUUUAACCUCUAGCCGCGCCUAUCCAGUUAUACAACCGACAAUACACGAGAGUGGACUUGCGCAUUAUCCCUUCGGCCCGUAUAACCCGUAUGGUUUCUACUCGCCGCCAGUGGUGCGUUUCGGUCAGCCAAUAGUGCCUGGUUUGGCACCAAGACAACAGUACCCCUAUCCACUACCCCAACAACGUUUCCCGCCACAGUUAAUGCACCAACCGCCGCCAAAUAGUAUACCACAGCUCUUGCCCACACCUAAUGUAGCUGCACAGCAACCACCGCCACAGUAUGGCUCACCGGUAGAGGACGCAGCACCCACAGUCACCCCACCUACUGAAGAACAACAACCCAUACAGCCGCCGACGCAGCCACCCCCACCGAGAAAUCCCACAUAUAUGCCACCUCUCGAGCAGAAUCCUCCUAAACAAAUGCCGAAUGAGAAAUUACCAAUCCCUUUGAAUGAAUUCGGUUUGCCACCAUCGCUUAUACCUCUACAGCAAUAUCCCAAUCGCAGUCCCAAUGGUCCAGUGGCGCUACCACCGUACCCUUACAACCAGUAUCCACUCAUCUAUGAUCCCAUCACUGGUUAUCGUGAGCAAUAUCUGCCGCCUUAUGAAUAUUUCCCCAGCCAUCAUCAACAUUUUGCAGUGGGUGCCGGUCCAGCUGGUGGACCAAGACCACAACCUCAAACACCACCAACGGCUGCACCCAGUCGACCAGUUGUCACACCACCAACUCCACCAACGCAGCUGCCAACGGAUCAAUAUCCACCAGAGCAGCAGACCGAGCAGACGGCAGCUAGCGAGCCCGAGCCCCAACCGGCAAAUCUACCACAAUUGCCGCCGAACGUUGACUUUGAUAGCAUAAAGAAUGCGUCGAAAAAUAAAAAUAGCGCCGUACCAGAUGUGCCGCCACCGCCAAUACCUUCGGGCGCUAAGGCACAGCAAUCAUAAGACGCAUGGGUGCUUAGUAAGAAUUAUUGUUUAAAGCUUGGCUUAAAGUUCGCUAAUCGCAUAUAAAAAAUAGGAAAAUUCUUAUAAGUUAUUAUUGGUUAAA